This is a messenger RNA of Toxorhynchites rutilus septentrionalis, 2181 nucleotides long. RefSeq names its product fibroin heavy chain-like. NCBI's taxonomy places the organism in Eukaryota, Metazoa, Arthropoda, Insecta, Diptera, Culicidae. The record is from RefSeq and is a predicted model, not a curated record. Bases 1 to 2181 code for a protein of 726 amino acids. The transcript has 3 exons.
AUGUUGGGAUUCAAAGUGCUUUCGGUUUUGCUGCUCGCAGGAACUGUGUUGGCGGCACCUCAGUAUUCCUACCCUACUCCAUCUUUUAGCUCGGGUGGUGGAAUUGGUGGUGGAGUCGGCGGCGGUUUCGGUGGUGGCAUCGGCGGAGGAUUAGGUGGAGGUAGCGGUGGUGGUUCUGGUGCAACCAUCAUCCUCGCCACCAGCGGUGGUUCCGGCGGAGGACUCGGCGGUGGAGUCGGCGGUGGAAUCGGUGGUGGUUCUGGAUUUGGCGGAGGAGUCGGUGGCGGACUCGGAGGUGGUUCCAGUGGAGGAUUCGGUGGCAGUUCCGGUGGAUACGUUCUAUCUACCAUCGGUGGAUCCGGAUUCGGUGGUGGUUCUGGAUUCGGAGGUGGAUCCGGAUUUGGCGGUGGAAUCAGUGGUGGAUCUGGGUUCGGUGGCGGUUCCGGAUUCGGAGGAGGAAUAGGUGGAGGUGCCGGCAGUGGUGUUAGUGGAGGAGCCGGUAAAAUUAUCAUUCUUGCCACUGGUGGAGCUGGAUCUGGAGCUGGAGUCGGUGGCGGAAUUGGUGGAGGUGUCGGUGGAGGUUUCGGUGGCGGUGUUGGUGGGGGCUUCAGCGGAUCAUCCGGUGCAGGCAUUUCGAGCUACGCAGCUGCUGCUCCAUUAUACGCUGGUCCAUCCCCACUUUCAAUUGUGCUGAUGGCAGAAGCCAUCCUGGCUGGAUCCUCGGGAUACACAUAUUCCUCUCCGUCGCACAGCUCCAGUAGUGGGCUCAGUGCUGGAUUCGGCAACGCGAUCGUAGGUGGACUUGGAAGCGGUUCCAGCUCUCUCAUCCAAUCCACCAGUGGGCACUCUGCUGGGUUCAGCAGUGGACUCGUAAGCAGCAACAGAUUUGGAGGCAACUCCUUCGGUGGAUUCAGCGGAGGACUCGGUGGUGGUUCCACUGGAGGAUAUACUUCCUCUGCAAGCCUCGGUUCCGUUGGAGGAUUCAGCGGAAGCCUCGGUGCAGCACAUGGUAAUGGAUUCGGAGGCAAUGCCGUUAGUUUCGGAGACAGUGCCGGUUCGGCACUUAGUGGUGGAUUCGGAGGCAGUACCGGUAGCAUAGGUUCUUCGAGUGGAUUCGGUUCGAGUCUUGGCAGUCGAUUUGGUGGAGGACUGAGCAGUGGAUCUUUGGGAAGCACCGGUGGAUUUGGAGGCAGUAUCGGCUCUUCCAGCUUUGGCUCCAACAGCGGAUUCGCUGGAGCACUUAGCAGUGGUAUUGCUGCCAGUACUCUCAGUGCUGGCGCAGGAGUUGGCACUGGUUUCGGAAGCAGUAUUGGCUCUUCCAAUAUCGGCGGAUUCGGAGGAUCCCUUAGCAGUGGCUUGAGCGGCAAUCAUGCUAGUUUCGGAGAUAGCCAUGGAGCCGGACUUGGCGGUAGUUUCGGUAGCAGCAUUGGCUCUUCCAGCAUUGGUUCCAGCAGCGGAUUCGGAGGAGCACUCAGCAGUGGUUUUGGUGGUAACAAUGUUGGAGAUAACAUUGGGGCAGGAGUUGGUGGUGGUAUUGGAAGCAGCAUUGGUGCCAGUAGCGGAUUAGGAGGAGCCCAAAGCAGUGGUAUCGGCGGCAGCGCCAUUAGUUUCGGAGAUAGUAAUGGUGCAAGUCUUGGUGGUGGUUUCGGAGGAAGCAUUGACUCCUCCAGCUUUACCUCCGGCAGUGAUUUGAGCGGAUUUGGUAGCCGAUUUGGAAGUAGUGGUCUUGGAGGUAUUACUUCAUCCAGUCUCGGAGCUGGUAACCAAUUCGGCGGAGGUGCCCUAAGCAGUGGCUUCGGAGGUAACAGUGCUAAUUUCGGAGACAGUGUCGGUGCUGGACUUGGCAGUGCUUUCGGAAGCAGUUCCGCGGGGGGAUAUACAUCUUCCAGUAGCAUUGGUUCCGCAGGUGGAUUUGGUUCAAGCCUUGGUAGUAGAUUCGGUGGAGGACUAACCAGUGGAUUCGGAGGAAGCUCCCACGGAUUCGGAGGCAAUUCCGGUAGUUUCGAACAUAGCAUUGGUUCCGGGUCUUCCUUCGGAGGAAGUUUCGGUGGAAACAUUGGUGGUGGAUUCAAAGGAGGAGCGAUAGAAGGUACUUCAGACCAAGGCUACUCGAGCUAUGCCGCAGCAGCUCCAAAGUACACUGGACCAAAACCUGUCUACGGAGUACCACAAGUACAAUAA